AUGGCAUCUCAGAGCAUUAAAGACAGCAGAUGGAUCGGGGUUCCUGGGGAAAUUCGAGGUUAUGCAGAGGCACACAGGCGUUACGGGAAGUUGCCGUGGGCCACCGUCUUUGAGCCGACCAUCCGACUGGCCAGAGAAGGGUUCCCUAUUCCUUAUGUCCAAGGUCUACAGAUCCCACGCAUUGCUAAUACGUCACUACGGAAGUUAUAUUCAGAUGAGAACGGGAACCUGCUUAAAAUCGGUGAUAUUGUGAAAUUUGAGAAACUGGCUGAUACUUUGGAGAUGAUUGCAAAGCAGGGGCCAGAUGUGUUUUACAACGGAAGCAUAGCAGAGGAUUUAAUCCAUGACAUACAGCAAGCAGGAGGAACACUCACACUGCAGGACUUGGCAUCAUAUAAAGUUACAGUGACUGAUGCGUGGACUGUUCCUUUGGGAGAGUACCAGAUGUACUUCCCCCCACCCCCUGCAGGAGGAGCCAUCCUUAGCCUCAUCCUCAACAUCAUGAAAGGUUCCUGUCAGACACUGACUGCAGAGCUGCUGCUCACCUACACUUUGAAAUCACAAAAUGAGGCUUGUUGGAUCAUUUUGUUUUGA
This is a messenger RNA of Archocentrus centrarchus (flier cichlid), 594 nucleotides long. Its product is annotated as glutathione hydrolase 5 proenzyme-like. The record is from RefSeq and is a predicted model, not a curated record. Gene Ontology annotation, cellular component: plasma membrane. Bases 1 to 594 code for a protein of 197 amino acids. Gene Ontology annotation, biological process: inflammatory response; glutathione catabolic process; leukotriene D4 biosynthetic process. The transcript has 4 exons. NCBI's taxonomy places the organism in Eukaryota, Metazoa, Chordata, Actinopteri, Cichliformes, Cichlidae. Gene Ontology annotation, molecular function: leukotriene-C(4) hydrolase activity; glutathione gamma-glutamate hydrolase.